Messenger RNA from Haemonchus placei, 363 nucleotides. The record is from the annotation of a GenBank genome assembly. NCBI's taxonomy places the organism in Eukaryota, Metazoa, Nematoda, Chromadorea, Rhabditida, Trichostrongylidae.
AUGAUUGUCUUAUUACUGAUUUCGGGUCUUUUCCUACCAGCAGCGUCUCCAGCAAUGUGCUACCAAUGUGCUUCGGAGCUUGCUUUGAUUAAUUGGUCUCGUUAUGGUCUUCCACCGAUGCAGGGUGAUUCUAUGAUGGCUGAUGAUGCAUGUCUGGACGACAACAGUUUAACGGGACAUGUACCAUGUAGUGCACCAUGUAUGACCAUCAACAUCACUGCUGUAGGUGGGAAACAUGAUGGAAGGGUCAUCGGAAUCGUUCGCGAUUGCCAAACAUAUUUUCGAAGUCCAAAAGCGUUACCAGAGGGGACGGAUCGUAUCUGUCGCCACAGUGUGCGGGACACAGUGCGGAACCAUCGGUAA